Molecule: messenger RNA, 2623 nt
Organism: Cladophialophora immunda
Lineage: Eukaryota; Fungi; Ascomycota; Eurotiomycetes; Chaetothyriales; Herpotrichiellaceae
Exons: 1
Source: RefSeq, a predicted model, not a curated record
GCUCCGUGGGCUCCAUACUACAGCUAUCCUUGUGGAUGCUCUUACCCCGUACUCUACCACCCAACCUUACAUUCCUCAAAGCGGCAGAGGGCCCAAAGGUCCCGCCCCGGCCUAUUCCACCGACGCAGCCAUCCAACGAAAUCCCAUCUGCGUUGUGGCAACACCGCAAUUCUCCAUCUUGCAUGUUUGAUCUACGCUCAUGGUGGGUUCCCACCCGUUUCAAAACUCCUCAAGAUCAUACGCCGUCUGUCUGAAAACCUCCUUGCCAGUCUCCCAAUCUGGCGUUAUUACUGCAUACAUGCUUGCACGACAAUAUGCGCCCACCGACACUGCCAUCAUUCCCGUUUCAUUGCCACGGAGGCGGUUCAUCCUACCUACACGAGCAGUGCCCCCACGGCUCACAUCGCCGAUACUUGCAUACAUGAGCCAGACGGUCGGCGGAAGGCCAAAAGCACCUCCGAUAAGCCAGGCAGUCCAACCAAUCAUUCUCUCCCCUUUGGACAUAUCAACUCUAUCUUGCAGGACGCGGAGUCCGCCCUCUAGCUGAAGCUGCCGAGUGUGUUCUACCAUUCAUACUCCGGCCCGACCAACUUGCAGAGUUCAUCCUCCUCGGCCGCCUCGCUCUGCGCCUUGGGAACUGAAUAAUCGAUAUUUUUACCCUCCGCUUUCUCCGCCUCGGCAUGGCCCACUAACACAUCCCUCACCUUGUCGAGAUACCAUUUGACGGCAUGCUCUGUUGACAAAAGGGUGGGCUUCGUCAGCUCCUGGAUAUAUUUUCCGAUGGGAUUGUCCAGAGUCUGGCAAACAUACCUUCAAUGGAGUGCAGCCUGCCUAAGCCCAGAACCCCGGAUUUAAACCCUUUCUGGGCAUUAACGGCCAGCUCGACAUCCUCAGUCUCGACGAACCGCCAAUAGCCAAUGUCAUGCUCCAUCCAAUGGUCGUACUCCGGGCUAGGUUUCUGCAUACUCGACCUCCGGUAAGUUUCGCUCUGGUACGAGGUCUCCAGUGCGCCCGUUGCAUUAAAGCGAGCGAUGAACAGGAGGUUGUCACUGAAUAUGACCGCGCCGAUCGGGUACAACCAGGCUAGACGGACAAGUUAGACCUGAUGUCAGUGUCGCUGUUCUUUCACUAGACCAAUCCCAGGGCGGACUUACUGAUAUAUGCUUCUGACAGCCCUUCCCUCUUCGGAGGCAGGAAAUGGCGUGAUGCUCCUAUGCCCUGCCGGAGGUAGUAUUGGUCCAGUGCAAAAUCCUUGGGCAAGGUUGUCGGGUGGCCAGUCUGGCAAUGAUAACAUUCCUGACACCCUGUUACCAAAGUUCAAGAUGUGGCAGCCCAAGGGGAGAGAGGCAAACCUGGAAUCCAUCCGCAAAAGUUUUCCAGUUGAACUCGGUUCCUGCCGCUGAACUAUUCCAGGUAUGAUCAUACUCCCACCCAUCAUUCGGGAAGAGCGCAAACUCGUCCCCAAUCUCCCUUCCGGUCUUCGUCGCCGGGGCUGGAUCGAAGUCGUCACCAAAUUGAUCCUCAAAACUCACCGCAGGAGUCUCCCUUGCAUCGAAGUUUACAAAGAUGAAUCCUUGGGCCGUCACAUGAGUGUGGAUUCUGAACAGCGAAUGCUGCUUGGGAUCAAAGUCUUCGAGAUUGCUGUAUUCUCGGGCUUUGUGCAAGUCUCCGUUGGGCAGGUACGACCAGCCGUGAAAUCGACAUGCCAAAACCGUGCUGGACCCGCUGGACUUCUGAGUGACCGGGUGGCCUCGAUGUCGACAGAUGUUGUGGAAGGCGUUGAUAUUCCCGUCUUUGUCGCGGAUGAGGAAGAAGUUCCAUCCAAACAUCUGCACGAGUACUUCAGCCUGGACAACAAUCUCUCUCGGAAGGGUGUUGAGGCCGUACCUCGAGUGUCAAGUAAUCUCCUGCUUUCUGAAAACGCGCCUUGAAACUCGCCACGUGCCAUAGCUACGAGAAGGACAAGUCAGAUCUGUCAUCACUCCUUUGGAAGUUGGCGACGACGACCAAGGAGUCCUCCAGCCUCGAGCAAGCACAGUGUGUGGGACUAAGACAGGUCUCUUACCGUGGAGAACAACGCCCGCCUCUCGAGCUGGAAGAUUUUCUCGUCGCGAUACCAUCUGUUGCGCAUCCCUCGGUCAGCAGUCUGGUCACGACAAGUUGCUAUCUAUGUCUGUUUUUUCCCCCCAUAAUGAAAGAACCCGACGAGCGCAGACGGGGUGCCCUGGCCGCGGGCCCCGAUUGCAUACCUAGAAGGUGCCAAACUCAACGUCUUCCUUCCCAGGUCGACCGGGCGCAGAUUCUUCUCGCGUCCCUUUUGGAGGUAUCCGCCGUUGGCGAGGAAUUUUGUGCUGUCGACGGUCGUCAUGGUUCCGGGCGCGCGUGUACCACGCUUUGUUGUAUAUCUUCCCCCCUGCUUCUCCCGCUCUCGUCAAACUUGGGCGCCAGAUACUGUCAGAGGCACUGCAAUACACCGCGAUGCGAUCCGAUGGUCGUAGACGGUUUACAAGCGCAAUGACAAGCUAGCAGGCAACGCACUGCUUCCACCCUUUCGCUUCUCCAGGGGCGCAGAUGACACAGUUCAGAUGCCCGAGCCACUGAUCAGGCCAACGAUAAAGAAUCC